GCUUAGUGGCGGAAAUCAAGUGGCGUUGGACGCGAUCUCAGCACAAUCCGAAAUCAUCUGUGCUUCUAUAAAGACCAUCGACGCCACAACUACAUUCUUACUGCUUUUAAGUGUUUAUGUUUUUCUUGCCAAGGUUUUGUUUGGAAGGUUGUGGCAGGAUUUGAUUAAUAACGAAGCGAUUGAGUCGUGUUCCCCUGAGAUCAGAGCAGGACUGUCGUUGUGUCUGUGUGUAAACGCGGAUUAUUUCCUUUCGCUUUCUCCUACUAACAUAAUCUCUAGUUAAAAUGGCUUGUGGGGCCACUCUUAAAAGGACUAUGGAUUUUGAUCCUUUGAUGAACCAAGCGUCUCCAAAGAGAAGGAGAUGUGCGCCCAUGUCCCCGUCCUCCUCAAGCGCCUCCCCGCAGAAGUACCUGCGCAUGGAGCCUUCGCCCUUCGGUAGAGUGUCUUCAACCCUCACCACAGAACAAAUCUUGAGCAACAUCAAGCAGGAGUACAAGCGCAUGCAGAAGAGAAGACAUCUGGAGAACAGCUUCCAGCAGACAGACACCUGCUGCCCCAUCGACUCGCAGCCGCACACCUCCAUCAGCAGCACCGUCACACUGCCAGGUGCCUCUGGAUCGGUGUCACCCUCCAGACGGGAGCAGCCGUUAUUCACGCUGAAGCAGGUGGGGAUGAUCUGCGAGCGUCUGCUGAAGGAGCGUGAGGAGAAGAUUCGGGAAGAGUAUGACGAGACCUUGACCACCAAACUCGCAGAACAGUAUGAUGCCUUUGUGAAGUUCACCCAUGACCAGUUGAUGAGGCGUUUUGGGGAGCAGCCUGCCAGCUAUGUGUCCUGAGUGAGCCGUGCCGCAUCCUAUUCUUCUGUGGUUGCUGCCGUUCUCCAGUGGAUCUCUCUGCCUGUGUGACCUCUUGACACUCAGAAUUGGUCCAGCUGGUUCUCCUGCAUUGCCAAUCGCAUCCUUUUCUCACUGGGCACAGAGUAUGUGUCAGGCUUCUGUCUGUUAUCUCUCUCUCUCUCUUGCGCACAGCCGAGUACUUCCUGCCAUCAAUGACCAUAUAUGGACCUCUGCAAACUAUUCUAAUCAGUGGCUCUGUGUCUCUCUUAUUGAACCCUGGAUAUUUAUUAGGCUUUAACGAUGCAUUUUAUACAGUCACCUGUCAUUUCAUCCUAGAGUUUUGUUUUUAAAUUUGAUGUGUAUUUUCAUGAAAUGCCUUCAUUCACAGCAAAUGAUGUUGAUUGCCAUGAUAAAUGUGUGAUGUUGAGAAAUGGGCGCGUAUCUUUGAGACUGCUGUUUAUAGCUUUGUGUAAAUACAUCCUGGCAUUCACUUGAAGUUUUCAUGUACAAAUCAUAUACAGCAUUUAUUUUGAUUGGAGUCUGUUCAUGGUUUGUAUUUAUUUAGUUUUUUUUUCUCCCCCUUCUGCAUUAUAGUUUUCCUGUAGUUUAAAUGACUUUCUGUUGGGAAAAAUAUACCAAUAAACCGUUU
Xyrauchen texanus (razorback sucker) is the source of this 1485-nucleotide messenger RNA. Its product is annotated as akirin-2-like. The coding region runs from base 285 to 836 and encodes 183 amino acids. Gene Ontology annotation, cellular component: chromatin; nucleus. The transcript is spliced from 5 exons. NCBI's taxonomy places the organism in Eukaryota, Metazoa, Chordata, Actinopteri, Cypriniformes, Catostomidae. Gene Ontology annotation, biological process: positive regulation of transcription by RNA polymerase II; positive regulation of innate immune response. Gene Ontology annotation, molecular function: transcription coregulator activity. The record is from RefSeq and is a predicted model, not a curated record.